GGUGCCAUUAUCACAAAACGGACUUUUGAAAAUCACUUGAGAUUCGGGUAAACAGAAACUGCAACGAAAAACAACAGCUGGGACUAAAGCGAAAAUUGUGGAUAAAUAAAUAUCGCCGAAAUGCCGAAGCCCGGUGACAAGGCGAAGGUGAAGGUGAACGUGAAGGAGCGGGUGGUGGACGAGUCCUGCGACUUGAGCCUCUCCGAGCUGAGCGAAAUACCGGUGCGGGAGAUUGCUUCGUUCAAGCGCGUCACUGUCUUGGAUCUCUCCAGCAAUCGCCUCCUGAACCUGGGAAAAAACUUUUCGAUUCUCACACGUUUGGUGCGACUGGAUCUGAGCAAGAAUCAAAUAACAUUCCUGCCCGAGGACUUUGGCCAGCUGGAGCAGCUGCGCCACUUGGACCUGUACAACAACUGCCUGGAGCACCUGCCCAUUAGCUUCGGUCAGCUGCGUCGCCUGCGCUACUUGGAUCUGAAGGGGAAUCCCCUGGCGCCCGCCUGGCAGAAGAUUGUGGGCUGCUGCUCGACGCAAAAGGACUGCCAGCAGGCGGCCAAGAAUACGGUCAGCAUUUGCGCCAACUACAAGCCGGAAUUCAUUGAGCGUGAACGUUUGGCCGCCCAGGAAACAGCCCAGAAAAUGGCAGGAGCCGGGGACUCCAAUGUUAGCUCUGCCCAAGCAAAUGGCGGAAAAAAAUCCACAAAGCCAAAUAAUAAGAAAGCGAAAGCCAAAAAACUCGCCGCUGGGGGAGACAACGAGCUGACAAUCAAACCGGUGAAUGCAGGAGGAUCGGCAGGAUCGUCGGGAACUGGAAAUGGCUCAGGAUCCAAGUCGAAUCAGAAGAACAAUCAAAAGAAGAAGAACUCGAAUGGCGGUUCAUGGCUGAAUCUUCUCUCGAGGGCCGCUCUGUCCUCACUGGUCACCUUUCUCGUUCUCUUCGUCAUCAAUUUGCUGAUCAUCUAUAUGAUCAUGUUCAAGAACCCCGAUAUCGCAGACAAGCUGGUUGAGUAUAUACCUCACCAGUAUCGUGAUUGGAUCCUGACCAAAACGGAGAUCUUCCGGCUGAGGGUUACCGACUGGAUCUCCGAGUUCCGUACACCGCCGGAGGAGCACUGACGGUUCAUUUAUUUGAAGCCUUAGGGCGCUGGGCUUCAAAUAGAAGAUAUCGCUGAAAAAAAUUCGGAUGCAUAGCGCGUGUGGAGGAGGCAAAAAUAUAUAAAACAAAAAAAUUGGGAUACGUGUUGACCACCUGAACGAGUUAAACGACUGCUACUUUGAUAUACCAUUAUAUGCAAUUAACUGCCAUUUAUUUUGAUAGACACUAAGACACUACGUCCAUUGACAGGAGAUUUUAACGGGAAAACCACAUGCACUCCGCAACCGAAGAGGCCACUUUAAAGACACCAAACUACACUCAAUCACUCAACUCAACUCAAUCGAACUCAGAUGAAUCUACAGCUAACCUAGCCAUAGCACAAACUCAACUCAAUAGUAACUGAAUGGCGGUUCCAAACUGGCCAACGCAUAGAAACUACAGACACAGUCAGACAAGACCCCCUUGUAAUAUCCACAUCUAUCAGAUCGGAUCGAAUCGAAUCGAAUCAGCAACAAAUAAAAUACUUUAAUCCAUUGUAAGAGUAUCCAGUGCAAUUUCCAUUUAAUUUGAAGUUCAAGCUCAAAUUGUAAUCAUGUUAGCCCCGACCACUUUACAUUUGUAGAUUUCAAAUCUCAUAGGUUUUAUCGGUAUACGCAAAUAUGUAAAUGCUAACCACCAUUGGUUUGAUUUGCAGAAGAUCAAAACGAAAUUCAAGCGGUUUCAUAUGAUUUAUGCGAAAUCAAAAUUAUUGUACUGUAAUAAACAAUUUGCAAAGAU
Molecule: messenger RNA, 1870 nt
Organism: Drosophila takahashii
Lineage: Eukaryota; Metazoa; Arthropoda; Insecta; Diptera; Drosophilidae
Product: leucine-rich repeat-containing protein 59
Molecular function (GO): protein binding
Source: RefSeq, a predicted model, not a curated record